AUGACAGCUGAAGAAACAGUGAAUGUGAAAGAAGCUGAAAUAAUUAAACUCAUACUUGAUUUUCUGAACUCAAGGAAACUUCACAUCAGUAUGCUGGCGCUUGAGAAAGAAAGUGGGGUCAUUAAUGGCCUGUUUUCAGAUGACAUGCUUUUUCUAAGGCAAUUGAUUCUUGAUGGUCAGUGGGAUGAAGUUCUUCAAUUUAUUCAGCCUCUUGAGUGUAUGGAAAAAUUCGACAAGAAAAGAUUUCGUUACAUUAUAAUGAAGCAGAAGUUCUUGGAAGCCUUAUGUGUAAACAACGCAAUGUCAGCGGAAGAUGAGCCUCAGCAUGUAAGAAUUCUUUUCAUAGAUCUGGAGUUUACAAUGCGAGAGGCUGUGCAGUGCCUACACGCGCUGGAAGAAUAUUGUCCCUCUAAGGAAGACUACAGUAAGCUGUGCUUGCUACUGACGCUGCCUCGCCUGACCAACCACGCGGAAUUCAAGGACUGGAAUCCCAGCACUGCACGGGUUCACUGCUUUGAGGAAGCCUGCGUCAUGGUGGCAGAGUUUAUUCCUGCCGACAGGAAACUGAGUGAGGCUGGCUUCAAAGCAAGCAGCAAUCGUUUAUUUCAGCUUGUGAUGAAGGGAUUGCUUUAUGAAUGUUGUGUGGAAUUCUGUCAGAGUAAAGCAACAGGAGAAGAAAUCACAGAAAGUGAAGUAUUGCUGGGCAUUGAUCUCUUGUGUGGUAAUGGGUGUGAUGAUUUGGACCUUAGCUUAUUAUCAUGGCUGCAGAAUCUGCCAGCUACUGUUUUUUCUUGUGCUUUUGAACAAAAGAUGCUUAAUAUUCAUGUCGAUAAACUCCUCAAGCCUACAAAAGCUGCAUAUGCUGAUCUUUUGACGCCUCUUAUCAGCAAACUUUCUCCUUACCCGUCAUCCCCAAUGAGACGGCCUCAGUCAGCAGACGCUUACAUGACCCGCUCCCUAAACCCUGCCUUAGACGGGUUGUCGUGUGGAUUAACAAACCACGAUAAGCGAGUCACAGACCUUGGGACCAAAACUUCUCCAAUGUCGCACUCCUUUGCUAACUUCCAUUACCCGGGAGUACAGAACCUCAGCCGAAGUCUCAUGCUGGAGAAUACUGAGUGUCACAGCAUUUUUGAAGAGUCACCAGAGCGAAGUGAUACUCCUGUGGAGCCACAGCAUCCCACCAGCAGUGAGACUUUGUGCCAGAGUUCAGUUCCAGAAAAUGAAUCAGUUAAUGGAGCACAGAGUCAGGGAUCAGCCAAACAAGAGAAAAAUGAGCUUCGUGAUUCAACAGAGCAGUUUCAGGAAUAUUAUAGACAAAGACUACGUUACCAGCAGCACUUAGAACAGAAAGAGCAACAACGACAGUUGUACCAGCAAAUGUUGUUGGAAGGAGGUGUAAAUCAAGAAGAUGGAGCUGACCAGCAACAGAAUCUUACUGAACAGUUUCUUAACAGAUCUAUCCAGAAGCUAGGAGAAUUAAAUAUAGGUAUGGACAGUCUUGGAAAUGAUGUACAAACACUUAGCCAGCAAUGUAACGGGAGCAAAGGGAAUGCAUCUACCAAUCCAGCAAGUAACUUUACAUCACCACCUUCAGACGCUAGUCAGAGGAUAACUGAUAGCCAAAACAUUAAUACCAGCACUCCUCGAAAGCGUGGAUCAGCCAGUCAGAUACCCUUUCCUGAAGAGUCACCUGUACAGGGGAAUCAAAUUGUACCAGAACAUGCUGCUGCUCAGCCACAGUUGGAAGACUCUUCAGGGAAUUUAACUAGGACAAGAGGUGAUGAGGAUGACAAAUCAAAAAAGCAGUUCAUUUGCAUUAAUACUCUAGAAGACACCCAAGCUGUCAGAGCUGUAGCCUUUCAUCCCAGCGGGAGUUUGUAUGCUGUUGGCUCCAACUCCAAAACUUUGAGGGUGUGUGCCUAUCCAGAAGUAAUUGACCCAAGUGCUUAUAAUACUCCUAAACAACCUGUCGUUCGCUUCAAAAGGAACAAGCAUCAUAAAGGAUCAAUCUACUGUGUAGCCUGGAGUCCCUGUGGGCAGCUGUUAGCUACUGGUUCUAAUGAUAAAUAUGUGAAAGUACUGCCUUUUAAUGCAGAAACUUGUAAUGCAACAGGACCAGAUUUGGAGUUCAGCAUGCAUGAUGGGACAAUCAGAGACCUUGCUUUUAUGGAAGGCCCAGAAAGCGGUGGUGCUAUUUUAAUAAGUGCUGGAGCAGGGGACUGUAACAUUUACACAACGGAUUGUCAGCGAGGACAAGGCCUGCAUGCUCUGAGUGGUCACACUGGUCAUAUUUUAGCACUUUAUACCUGGAGUGGGUGGAUGAUUGCGUCUGGAUCCCAAGACAAGACUGUAAGAUUCUGGGAUCUAAGAGUGCCAAGCUGUGUUCGUGUUGUGGGAACAACGUUUCAUGGAACAGGAAGCGCUGUAGCCUCAGUAGCUGUUGAUCCUAGUGGUCGUCUCCUGGCUACAGGACAAGAGGACUCUAGCUGUAUGUUGUACGAUAUUCGAGGAGGACGGAUGGUGCAGAGCUAUCAUCCUCAUUCCAGCGAUGUUCGUUCUGUUCGCUUCUCUCCAGGGGCUCACUACUUGCUCACAGGAUCGUAUGAUAUGAAAAUAAAGGUGACAGACUUGCAAGGGGACCUCACAAAGCAGCUUCCUCUUAUGGUGGUAGGAGAGCACAAGGACAAAGUUAUUCAGUGCAGAUGGCAUACACAAGAUCUUUCCUUCUUGUCAUCUUCUGCGGACAGAACUGUAACCCUUUGGACCUACAAUGGCUAGAGUGCAAACAAAGGCAACCUAUGCAGCUAAAGCACAGAGACCUGAGACGACAGAACUGUAAAAGCAAAGUAAUAAUAAUUAGGCAUUGAGAGAGCAGCAGUUGAGCAGGAGAGUGUCUUAUCCAGAGGAGGGGCACUUGUCACAGAUUUUUCUGGUUUCUAGGAGGUCUUGGUGUUUCUAGUAUAUUCUUUUGCAGUGCUUUCAGUCUUCCAUGUGAACUCAUGCUGCUGUGACCUAUUGUAGUCUUGUUGCCAAAGUCUAUGAGGAGAACUCUUAUGUUGUUGAUGUGCACUCGAAGUAACAUGAAUGAUGUGUUUACAGUUUGGUAUUAAUUGCAUUCCUUGGUCUUUGCCUCAAUGAGAAUUUUAUAUAGAAACUUACGUUGAACACCACUUGUAAUCAAGUCUAUAUGUAACUAGUUCCACAUACACACAUAAGAUAAAUUACUUCCACUGUUUUUUCAGAUUUAUUAUAUUCAUCACUUCUCAACAAGAGGUCAAACUUUCUAACAUCUCCACAAUUUCAACUUUUUUAGUAAUAAA
Tauraco erythrolophus (red-crested turaco) is the source of this 3323-nucleotide messenger RNA. The record is from RefSeq and is a predicted model, not a curated record. Lineage: Eukaryota; Metazoa; Chordata; Aves; Musophagiformes; Musophagidae.